AUGGCAUUUUUCUUCACGUCUAAAACAUUUGAUUUUGAUUUUGAUUCCCAGUUUGACCUUUUCAAUUCCGUCUUUCACCAUCCUGUGUCAUCGUAUCGUUCCUUUCUUUCAUUACUACAAGUGAAAACCAUUCGCAAGUCGACUUCUUCGUGUGACUUUCGGUGGCAAAAGUUGAAUGAAAUAGGCAACAACCGUCGGAUGCUCAGACCGUGA
Messenger RNA from Bathycoccus prasinos, 213 nucleotides. RefSeq lists its product with no specific name. The record is from RefSeq and is a predicted model, not a curated record. Lineage: Eukaryota; Viridiplantae; Chlorophyta; Mamiellophyceae; Mamiellales; Bathycoccaceae. Bases 1 to 213 code for a protein of 70 amino acids. The transcript has a single exon.